UUUCAGCCACGUUACCAGCUCCGUUCAGAGUGACGUCAUCAGACGGCGCCGUGUUGUUGUCAGUAGAGUCCAGUAGAGUUUAGUAGAGUUCAGCAGCAGUAGAGACACAAUGAAGUGAUUAUUUAACGGAGCAGCUGCUGACGGGUUCGGCUCGACUCUCAGGAUGCAGCUCUUGUAGCUCCACACAGAAUGAGUCGUGAUGAAGAGACCAAAGUUGGCCGGAGUGUUCCUCUUUGUGGGCUGCCUGCUCGCCUACCUGAUGUUUGUGAAGCGUCACUACUCCGCCACAAAGCCCAGACUACCUCCCUACUACCAGCCCGGCUCGGACCAGCUCACAGACGAUAGGCCCGCCUCUGCUGGACGGAGCUUCCAGUAUGGCAUCAUGUUUGACGCUGGGAGCACUGGGACCAGAAUCCAUGUCUUCAAGUUCCAGAUCGAGAACAAUGAAGCUCCCAAACUGGCCCACGAGACUUUCAGAGCCAUCAAACCUGGACUGUCUGCGUACGCUGAUGAGCCAGAGAAGUGUACAUCAGGAAUCACAGAGCUCCUGGAGGUGGCCAAGUCCAGCAUCCCAUCCUCCAUGUGGACCAUCACCCCCGUGGUCCUGAAGGCCACGGCGGGCCUGCGCCUGCUGCCUGGAGAGAAGGCCAAACACCUGCUGGACACGGUGAGGACGCUGUUUCUGGAGUCUCCGUUUCUGUCCAGAGACGACAGUGUGUCCAUCAUGGACGGCACCGAUGAAGGGAUUUCUGCCUGGAUCACCGUCAACUUCCUCACUGGUGAUCUUCACAGUACUGACUCGUCCACAGUGGGGAUGUUGGAUUUGGGGGGUGGGUCGACUCAGAUCACCUUCAGCCCUCAGGACGAGAAAACCAUCCAGAUGUCACCCAUCGACUACAUCAGAUCCUUCCAGAUGUUCAACAACACACACACUGUCUACACUCACAGUUAUCUGGGUCUCGGUCUGAUGUCGGCUCGACUCGCCGUCUUAGGAGGCGUCGACGCUUCACCCCUAGGGGGCAGCACUGAGCUGGUCAGCCCCUGCCUUGCUCCAGAGUCCUCGGGCAGCUGGGAGCACGCUGACGUCAUCUACACUGUGAAGGGACAGAAGGCAGGGGAGCCGGUCUACGAGGCGUGUCUGACCAAAGUGGAGAAGGUUCUGUACAGGAAGGUGGUGAAAGUGUCCGAGGCCGCAGACGUGGACUUCUACGCCUUCUCCUACUACUACGACCGUGCCGUCGACCUCGGGGUCAUUGAGGAGAAGAAGGGAGGAACCAUUCAAGUGGCCGAUUACAUCAGCGCAGCUAAAAGAGUGUGCAGCGGUCGGCCCCUUAGUUCUCUGCAGAGUCCCUUCCUCUGUCUGGACCUGGUCUACAUCUCAGUCCUGCUGCAGGAGCUUGGAUUCCCCCCAGACAAACAAUUCAAGCUGGCGAGGACGAUCAACCAGGUGGAAACCAGUUGGGCUCUGGGAGCAACUUUUCAUUACAUCGAGUCCCUGAAGAGACACUGAAGCUUUUAUUGUGAAAAACCUCACAAAGAUCCUGAAUGUCCUGAGGAGAUCCUGGACUUCUCAAGGUGACCUCAUACAGUACCCACACACAUGACAUCAGUAUGACAUCAUGUGUGACCGUCCAAUCAGAUGCUCUGCUGCUCCUCCGACUGUUUUCAUAUUUAAGCUCUGAACAAAGUGACCUCAUGGAAACACUCAACCUCAAAGGCAGCCGUGGAAAGUACUCGGUAGUACUGUAAUUUUGAGGUACUUGAGUAUUUCCAUUUUCUGCUACUUUACUUCUUUACAUUUAUUUAACUGACAGCUUUAGUUACUUUUCAGGUGAAGAUUUAACGUGUUAAACAUGUGAUCAGUUUAAAAGAUAUGAUGCUUUCUUAUAAAUUAAACUACAUUUAAGGAUAUAAAAUAGUUAUAAUUAGUUCUACCUGGACAACAUUAAAAUGCUGCUUACAUAAAUGCAUCAAUAAUAAUAUUCUAAUAAUAUAUAUAGAACACUGAGUAGGGUCACUUUGAAUAAGGAGUAUUUUCUAAGUACAUUUUGAUGAUAAUACUUUUGUACUUUUACUUUAAAGCAUUUAGGGGGAUCUAUUGGCAGGAAUGUAAAAUAAUAUUCAUAACUAUGUUUUCAUUAGUGUAUAAUCAGCUGAAAAUCAGAAUCAUUGUGUUUUUGUUAGCUAAUAAUGAGUCCUUCGUAUCUACAUAGGGAGCGGGUCCUCUUCACAGAGUCCGUCAUGUUUCUACAGUAGUCCAGAACGGACAAACCAAAGUUUCAGUUGUUUACAAUCCGCAAAUGUAUUGCUAGAUGUCACCAGAUUCUAAACACUGCUCCUUUAAGAUGAAUGCAUGUUUCACAAAAAUCACAAGUUGCGUAAAUUUACAAGUUUUAUUCUCUUAAAUUUACGACUUUAAUCCAACAGAAUAUCUGAGUUUUUCUUGUAAAUUUACGACUUUAAUCUCACAGAAUAUCUGAGUUUUUCUUGUAAAUUUACAAGUAUUUUUCUAGUAAAUUUGUGACUUUAAUUUCAUAAAUUCAGAGUUUUUCCUCUGAAUAUUACCCUCCUCCUCUGGCUCUGUAAUAUAUAUAUUUUUACCUACAGUGUCGCUGAUACGCCGUCGUAGUAUUCGGCCGAUCUGGUUCAUAAAGGGGGAUUAUAGCAGCAUGUCUUUAUUUUGAAUCUGUUCAUUAUUUGUACUGAUAUUGAAUGUUUGUGCCAAAAAUAUGAACCGUUUUUUUUACAGAUUUUACUGACAGACGUUUAUAACAUCAUUUAUGACUCUAACAUAUUUGGAGGAUCGUUUAUUUAAAACGGUCGCUCUGUGAAAACACAGUAAAGAAUCGUUAAUUAGAAUCAGAUGUCACACAGUCGUAUUGUCGAUCAUCUCACACUCUCCCAGUUCAACCAGUAAACAAAGACACUGGGUUCAUGUCUCUGACCUCAUGAUGAUUUACUCUGUUUGAUUGUUUUCACGAUGAAGGACUUCCUGUUUUUAUGUGUGUUUGGUACAAAAUCUGCAAUAAACAGACGUGAAUGUUUCUCUGAGCUUUGGUUAUAUUUAGAUUUUAUUUCAAACAUGUAAGAAUAAACAAGAAUAAUAAACUAAAUAAAUCCA
Messenger RNA from Sebastes umbrosus (honeycomb rockfish), 3121 nucleotides. RefSeq names its product ectonucleoside triphosphate diphosphohydrolase 6 (gene entpd6). Gene Ontology annotation, cellular component: membrane; Golgi apparatus. The record is from RefSeq and is a predicted model, not a curated record. NCBI's taxonomy places the organism in Eukaryota, Metazoa, Chordata, Actinopteri, Perciformes, Sebastidae. The coding region runs from base 200 to 1510 and encodes 436 amino acids. Gene Ontology annotation, biological process: nucleoside diphosphate catabolic process. The transcript has 14 exons. Gene Ontology annotation, molecular function: UDP phosphatase activity; GDP phosphatase activity.